AUGAUGAGAGGAGAUUCAUUAGAACAAGAUUUGAGAUUAUUAAUAAAUAAUCCAAAAUAUAGUGAUAUAGAAAUUUUAUGUGAAGAUAAAAAGAAAUUAAAUGGUUGUAGAGCAAUUUUAGCUGCAAGGUCCGAAGUAUUUGAUAGGUUACUUUAUAAUGGAAUGAAGGAAAGUUACGAAAAUCAAAUUUCAUUUCCAAAGAUCAAUUCAAUUGGAAUGGAAAUCAUAUUAGAAUAUAUAUAUACGGGAUCAAUUAAAGAAGAGUCUUUAACAAAAGAUAAUGUGAUAGAGUCUUAUUACGCUGCAGAUUUUUUACAAUUAACUGAACUUCAGAAUUUUAUUAUGAACACUUUUAAAAAAACAUUAAAAAAUUAUUGUACAGAAAAUUAUUCACCAGAGUUACUAUCUAAAUUUGCGGAAAAAAUUCCAUUAACAGAAGAUAAUAUUUUUUUAAAUUUAUUAGUUGAAGCGGUAGCAGUUAUACCAUUAAAUAAUAUUGAAUUUGGUCGAUUAUCUAUUAAAG
Molecule: messenger RNA, 523 nt
Organism: Rhizophagus irregularis DAOM 181602=DAOM 197198
Lineage: Eukaryota; Fungi; Glomeromycota; Glomeromycetes; Glomerales; Glomeraceae
Biological process (GO): circadian behavior; modulation of chemical synaptic transmission; adult locomotory behavior
Cellular component (GO): cytoplasm
Molecular function (GO): protein binding
Source: RefSeq, a predicted model, not a curated record